UUCGGACGCAAACAAAUGUCCAUGGGUUUGCUGUCGGGGUACGUUAGAGAUAACCGUGACAUGUCAGGUCGGUUUGACAGAUAACUUGGCGACAUUAGAACCAUGUGGCUCAAACCCGAAGAGAUUCUGCUGAAAAAUGCUUUUAAAUUGUGGGUCACCGAGAAGGAUAACGAGUAUUUCGUGCUGCAGAGGAGACGAGGGUACGGAGAAGGUGGUGGCGGUUUGACAGGCCUCCUUGUAGGAACCCUGGAUACUGUGUUGGACUCCACUUCCAAAGUGGCCCCUUAUCGCAUUCUGCACCACACGCCAGACUCACAAGUGUACUGGUCAAUAGCAUGCGGUGUCACCAAAGAGGAGAUUAUUCAGCACUGGGAUUGGCUGCAGCAGAACAUUAUGAGGACGCUCUCUGUUUUUGACUCCAGCGAAGACGUAACCAGCUUUGUACAGGGCAAGAUUAGAGGUCUUAUUGCCGAAGAGGGGAAGACAUGCUUGGUGCAGGAGGAUGAUCCCGAGAAGUUUCGAGAAGCCCACUUGAGGUUUGAGAAGUGGUUUGAGCUGCCACCAGAGGAAAAGCUGGUCACAUAUUACUCAUGCAGCUACUGGAAAGGAAAAGUACCCUGCCAGGGCUGGCUCUACCUCAGCACAAACUUCCUGUGCUUCUAUUCAUACCUUCUGGGAGCUGAGGUUAAACUAGUCAUCUCCUGGGAUGAGCUUUGGAGGCUGGAGAAAACCUCUAAUGUCAUUUUGACUGAGAGCAUCCAUGUUUUGGCUCAUGGAGAGGAUCACUACUUCUCCAUGCUGCUGCACCUGAAUGAAACGUUCGUCAUCAUGGAACAGUUGGCUGACUACUCCAUCAAGCGUCUUUUUGAUAAAGAGUCCUUCCAGAGAGAGCCAGCACUGUCUGACCCGCUGCAGAUUACAAAGAGAGGGCUAGAAGCUAAUGCAAAGAGUGAGCAAUUCAGGACAUUUUUCAGGCUUCCCAAAGAGGAAAACCUGUUAGAGGUGCACGAGAGCUUCUUGUGGGUUCCCUUCAGCCAUUUUAACACGCUUGGCAAGAUUUGUCUGUCUGAGAACUACCUGUGUUUUGCCAGUCAGGAUGGAAGUCAAUGCCAUGUCAUUAUUCCAAUGCGAGAGGUUGUUAGCGUUGAGAAACCAGACUCAAGCAGCAGAGCUUUAACGGUGUGCGUGCGCGGCAAGAGGGCGCUGCGUUUCUCUGAGGUGCGGGACUAUCAGCGGCUUGCCAAUACAAUCCGUAGUAGGUGUGGGAUUAGUGCCAGCCCACAGCACUCUGCUUCAUCAGAGGCCAUACGGGGAGAAUGUCAGUCUCUCAUAAACCACUUUGAGGACAAUCCAGAGGACGUAACUUUAAUGGUGGGGCAGAAAGACAGCAGCAAGGCCGUGAGCACCGAGGCUCUCAUGACUGUUUUCCACCCCCAGGAUGUUGAAAACCUUGAUCCCAAAAUGCUUAAGGAGAAGAUGAAGGAGCAGUCUUGGAACAUCCAUUUCUCUGAGUAUGGACGUGGUACGAGUAUGUUCUUUACCAGGAAGACGCGAGACUUGAUUGUGCGCGGCGUUCCUGAGGCCUUGAGGGGAGAGCUGUGGAUGCUUUUCUCAGGGGCUGUAAACGACAUGGCCACUCACCCCGGCUAUUACACUGAGCUGGUUGAACAGUCUCUGGGCACAAGCACUCUGGCUACAGAUGAGAUUGAAAGAGACCUGCACCGCUCUCUCCCCGAGCACCCGGCCUUUCAGAGCGACACAGGAAUCUCAGCUCUUCGCAGAGUCCUUACUGCCUAUGCCUACAGGAACCCUAAAAUUGGAUACUGCCAGGCUAUGAACAUUCUCACCUCGGUUCUCCUGCUGUAUGCAAAAGAAGAGGAGGCUUUCUGGCUGCUGGUAGCCGUCUGUGAGAGGAUGCUGCCAGAUUACUUCAACCGCCGAAUUAUUGGUGCUUUGGUUGACCAGGCUGUGUUCGAAGAUCUGAUUAGAGAAAACCUCCCCCAGCUGGUAGAACACAUGACAGACCUGAGCUUCUUCUCCUCCGUGUCUCUGUCCUGGUUUCUCACACUUUUCAUCAGCGUGCUGCCCAUAGAGAGCGCCGUGAACGUGGUGGAUUGUUUUUUUUAUGACGGAAUCAAAGCCAUCCUGCAGCUCGGCCUGGCUGUGCUGGACUACAACAUGGAGGCUCUGAUUAGCUGCCACGAUGACGCAGAAGCUGUCACCAUCCUCAACAAGUUCUUUGACAGUGUGACAAACAAAGACAGCCCAUUGCCCCCGACAGUGCAGCAAGCUUCAGUAGGCAAUAAUUAUAAAGCAUCUCACAUCAGCGUAGAUAUCAGUGAGCUGAUCCGAGAGGCCUAUGAGAAAUAUGGAAAUAUCCGUUCAGAGGAAGUUGAGAGUUCACGGAAAAGAAACAAACUAUAUGUGAUUCAAACACUGGAGGACACAACCAAGCAAAACGUGAUCCGGGUGGUGUCCCAAGAUGUCAGAUUCAGUGCCUCACAACUGGACGAGCUUUAUAAUUUAUUCAAAAGGCAACAUUUCCUCAGCUGCUACUGGACAAUGAACAGCCCAGCUCUGCUCCAUCAUGACCCCAGUCUGGCCUAUCUGGAGCAGUACCAGCUGGGUUUCCAACAGUUCAGCAUGCUCUUCUCCCUGCUGGAGCCCUGGGCUUUCUGCAGCAUCAAGAGCACCCUCUCCCUCUGGGUUUUCCGCCUGAUAGAUGAGAACCAGGAUGGUCUCAUUAACUUUAAAGAGUUCUGCUGUGCCCUUGAUACUUUAUACACCGGAUCUUUCACAAAUAAGUUGAAAUUUCUCUUCAAGCUCCACCUGCCACCAGCCUUCACAGGUAGUCCUUUGCACUUAAAGGAACAAAGAAUCCAACACUUUAUUCCAGUGACUGAAGAUUCUUCUCACUUGAGUAGACUCACUGCCUUUGAUCUUCCAGAAGAUGGUGUGAUAAGGAAAAGCCCUGAAAGAGGAAGAGGGAAGGUUGACCUGCAGGCCUAUCUGAAACAAUGGCAGAAUGAAAUAUUAAAGAAAGAGGAAACCAUCAAAGACCUGCCCAGAAUUAAUCAGACUCAGUUCAUCCAGUUCUCCAAGACCCUGUACAACAUUUUUCAUGGUGAUCCUGAGGAGGAGUCACUGUACCGAGCCGUGGCUCAUGUGACCAGCCUCCUCCUGAGGAUGGAAGAGGUGGGGCGGAGGCUGCAGGAGCCGAGCAGCCCGCCCGAGUCCAAAAAGCCUGCUAAUACCACUGCUGGCGAGGAGUCUUCAACCGAAGAGUCCUCCACAACCCCAGAGAGCUCUGACACUUCCAGCUCCCACAACAGUCAAGACCUCUCAGAGACAGAGUGGUCGUUUUCCUUUGAGCAGGUCCUAGCAUCUCUGCUCAAUGAACCGGCCAUAGUCAGCUUCUUUGAGAGGCCUGUUGAUAUUCAGAUGAAGCUGGGACAAGCUAAGGUUGCCCAGCUGAAGUCAAAGACCAAUAAGUGAACUGACACUUUGCUUGUGAUUCAAACCUACAAGUUUCCAUGAAUUUCCUUUCUCCACUUGAACAGGGUGGUGGAUUUAGUGGGACACAGAGUGAAAUUACUAUCUACUGAUUCUAUCUACCGAUCACACAUGAGGAGGAAUCAUCAGAGACCUGUUUGUCACGCAGAUGAUGAAGAACAUCAGAGACUGAUAAAACACGUGCAAACACUAUUCUGUAAUAGGUCAUUAAUGUGCAGUAUAUUUUCAUGUUCAAAUGCACUCUCUCACUCGGCCACAGUUUUUUCAGAUUUUCUGUUAAGAAAAAAACAAAAUAGUUUAGCAUCUUAUAUAGCACAUCACUAAUUUCCACUAACACGAGAGAAAGGAUUGUCCCUCUCCUUCUCUCUCCAGUCCACCUACAUAAUAAAUGACGUAAACAGCAUGAUAGAGUCAGCAAGAGGAUUCUCUGGUUGGGGAUCUCCAUGUAUGUUCUCUUUCAAAUUAGCUAUCACUGAUGUAAAGUGAAAUUUACUGUAAAUGGUAGUGUGUCCUCUGACGUCAAUGUCUCAUAGUGUGCGUUUUGCUCUAAACAUAAAUUAUGAGAGUGAAGCUUUUUAGUUAACGCAGGCAUGAAGCAAACAGUAAUAUGGCUGUUUAAAGACGAGUUGCAGUGUUGUCCUUGGUAGCCGGGAAUUGAACUCACUCGUUAUCUGAGUGAAGACAUCACAACAUGAAAGGUUACACUGCAGUUGCAGGUGCAUUUGCAAUAAUGUACAAAGGAGGAUGCUGUACUGCCACAUCUGUCUCUCCUCCAAAAACAGCACGCAAAAAUGGUAAACAUGUCAGGAUUAGGGGAAUUUCAUGUGGGUCAUACUUGAAAACAUGUAAAGGGAAAAAAAUGUCCACCUUGCAGCUGCAGGUGAGUAAUCUGCCUCCUCUAAAACUGUGUCUGAUAUUCACAGCGUGAUUGGUUAAUGUGUCGUUUGCUUACGUCCGUAUAUGUAGGAUUUUACGCUCCUGUUAGUGCGGCAUUGUGCACAUAAAGGUCAGUUCAAUAGUUGUUUGAUUAUUAUGUAUAUAUAAGGUUUGAAUGGGAAUCUAAUAUAUAGAAGCUGGGAGGGUGUUGCAGACACCUUAAAGUGUUUGAAGGACAUUUUGUGUUAUCAACUCUCAGGGUGACAUUUGUGUAAAAUGAACGGGAGGAAAGGGAUAUUUUUUCAACCUGGGACAUUACAAAAUAUAUGUGAUACACAGAUUGCAUCUUCUCUGUAACACUAAAACAUAAAGCAUGUGUAGCAUAGUUACUGGAGUUGCCACAUUAUGCCAGCCUUUGACAAACAGCCAUUACCGCUUGCUACAGAGAGACAGUAUAAUCACUAUAAUUUUCAAUUUUCUGCUGCUUCUUCUUAUACUUUCAGCCUGUGAAUAAUUUGCACUUGUUUGAGAUGUACAAGCUUUAGACAUGGCUGUGUUUUGGCCAGGUUUGCAAAGCGUGAGUUCAGAGAGGUUGUAACUGCUUCAGCUACAGCUUGUCAUCUCCAGGGGCCAAAUUCACACACUUUUAGCUUUUUUUCUGCCUGUGCUUUUAAAAACAGUGCUUUAGAUGCUUCUUAAGUGCAGCUGCAGUCCUCUGUUUCCUAUAUUUUAGUUUUUGCCAUAUGAGGGGAAAGAUUUAUUUUCCUGUUUAAGUGCUUUUUUUUUUUUAAACUUAGGACUUAGGGAUCAAUCAUAAGUGCUUUUUGUGUAAUAACUGCAUUAUUUAAACAUACUUUAUAUUCAUAACAUAAGUUGUUCUAACUGAUAAUAAGCGUUUCUAAUUGGAUGUUAAAUAUCUUUAAAUGAUUUACAUGAUCAGUGCAAUGAAGCUAUCAUAAUACGCUACAUUGAUCUUAAAUCCAAAGCUUGAUGAGUGACCUCAGCGCUGACCAGAGAGUUGAAACAGUACUGACAGUCUCAGCAAGAGAAAUCAAUAACUGAUCAUAGUGCAAUGUUUCAAAUCAGCCACUCAGUUCAUUAUUUAUAACGGUCACAUCACCUCUGACCUGGUGUGACGCUUCAAUCUGACUGUUUGCCUGCAAUUUAAUGUAAAAGGAUUUACAUGGAUUAUGAGUUAUUGCAUGCUUUGCCAAUUUCUGAUUACUUGAUGGGUUGUUAAAGAUAAGUGAAGAAAAAAAGUCAAGUAUGCUUUCAAGGAUUGAUUUAUUGUUCUUUUUGCUAGACCAGUGAUUAAGAGAAACUUUUUGAUGUGCACAGUUUCCUAACCAUAUUUAUUCAGGUGUCACUUCUGAAAAAUGAUGGUGGCAGUAAUACUUUUUUUUUUUUAUAGUCAGUUGUUUCCUUUUCAUGGGAAAAUGACAGAAAGUACAUGGAUUGGGGGGAAGGAAGAAUUCAGAGGGUUGGAAGUCUUUCUCUGGCAUGCUGGCAGUUCUCCCAUUAAGAAUGAGAGUGUAUACAGUUGGCAUGGAUAAUACUCCAGCUGCUACUGCUGAAUAAGUAUGGUUAACCAUAUCUUCAUCGUCUACAGCUUUUGUUGUUUAUGGCUUUUGACUGAAUGUUUGAUUUGCACAAUAUCUGAUGCUGAGAUAUUUCUGUUUACUUGCUUGAUUAUAUUUUUUAUUCUCAUACAGAUGUACUAGAAUAAAGAGUAAAGAUUCUAUGAAUGA
Molecule: messenger RNA, 6137 nt
Organism: Pelmatolapia mariae (spotted tilapia)
Lineage: Eukaryota; Metazoa; Chordata; Actinopteri; Cichliformes; Cichlidae
Gene: tbc1d8b
Product: TBC1 domain family member 8B
Exons: 21
Coding region: 103-3495 (1130 amino acids)
Molecular function (GO): calcium ion binding
Source: RefSeq, a predicted model, not a curated record